GCCCUGGCCGCCGCUCCAGCGCGCCUGGAUCUGGCCCCCUGGUCUGCGAAGAUGGCUGCCGUACGCCGGGCCCGCAGUUACUGCCGCUGCCUGGUGCGCUUCUCCGACCGAGAACUCUGCUAAGCCCUGCUGCGGGAGAGCGGCAGGAGUAGACUCGGACCCCCGGCACCCGCUCGCAGGGAACGGCGCCGGGGCGCGGAGUGCCCCUCGGCUGCGGCCGGCCGCCCCUCCAGCAUGGCAGAAGCAGAGGAAGAUUGUCAUUCUGAUGCUGUCAGAGCAGGAGAUGACAAUGAAAAUGAGAGUCCUGCUGAAACUGAUCUGCAGGCACAACUCCAGAUGUUCCGAGCUCAGUGGAUGUUUGAACUUGCCCCAGGUGUAGGUUCUAACAAUUUAGAAAUGCGAACUUACAGACCAGGAAGAAGCUGUGUACUGAAAGCAGCUGCAGAUACCAAAGGAAAGCAAGAACUGGCAAAGGAAGAAAAGGCUCGAGAACUCUUCCUAAAAGCAGUAGAAGAAGAACAAAAUGGAGCUCUCUAUGAAGCCAUCAAGUUUUAUCGUAGGGCUAUGCAACUUGUACCUGAUAUAGAAUUCAAGAUUACUUAUACCCGAUCUCCAGAUGGUGAUGGCAUUGGAAAUAGCUAUGAAGACGAUGAUGAUAGCAAGAUGGCAGAUCUCUUGUCCUGCUUCCAGCAACAGCUCACAUUUCAGGAAUCUGCACUCAAACUGUGUCAGCCUGAGCUUGAGAGCAGUCAGACUCACAUAUCAGUGCUGCCGAUGGAAGUCCUGAUGUACAUCUUCCGGUGGGUGGUGUCUAAUGACUUGGACCUCAGGUCAUUAGAGCAGUUGUCGCUGGUGUGCAGAGGAUUCUAUAUUUGUGCCAGAGACCCUGAAAUAUGGCGUUUGGCCUGCUUGAAAGUAUGGGGUAGAAGCUGCAUUAAGCUUGUUCCAUACUCAUCCUGGAGAGAGAUGUUUUUAGAACGGCCUCGUGUUCGCUUUGAUGGGGUGUAUAUCAGUAAAACUACAUAUAUUCGUCAAGGAGAACAGUCUCUUGAUGGUUUCUAUAGAGCCUGGCACCAAGUGGAAUAUUACAGGUACAUAAGAUUCUUUCCUGAUGGUCAUGUGAUGAUGUUGACAACCCCUGAGGAGCCUCAAUCUAUAGUUCCCCGUUUAAGAACUAGGAAUACCAGAACGGAUGCAAUUCUACUGGGUCAUUAUCGCUUGUCACAAGAUGCAGACAAUCAGACCAAAGUAUUUGCUGUAAUAACUAAAAAAAAAGAAGAAAAACCUCUCGACUAUAAAUACAGGUAUUUUCGUCGUGUCCCUGUACAAGAAGCAGAUCACAGUUUUCAUGUGGGGCUUCAGCUAUGUUCCAGUGGCCACCAGCGGUUCAAUAAACUUAUCUGGAUCCAUCAUUCUUGUCACAUUACUUACAAAUCAACUGGUGAGACUGCAGUGAGUGCUUUUGAGAUUGACAAGAUGUACACCCCUUUGUUCUUUGCCAGAGUGAGGAGCUACACUGCUUUCUCAGAAAGGCCUCUGUAGAACCUCAGGUCCAGCCAGUCUUCUAUCACUGUUGCAUGGAUAAAAGCAUAUAAUACAAGAAUACCUAAGUUUGUGUAUGUAUGUUUGUGUGUGUGUGUGUGUGUCUGUGUGUGUGUGUGUGUGUGUGUGUGUAUACAUAUAUAUAUAUAUUUGAAUGGAAUUGGAUCUUGUUUUAAAUUGUUUGAAUUCCUUUAAGAAGAGUAUAAAUUAUUAUUUUUUAUUUAAGGGGAUAGUUGAAUCUUGGGAUAUUUUGGGUUGAAUUUAUAAGCUAUUUAAGAACAUUUAUGUUGUGGAAAAAACAUAAUAAGAGGUUUAAAUCAUGUUCUUUUUGAAACAGAUUUAUGAGCAGAUUUCAGUCACAUAAGUUGCCUCUGCCUGUUCAUCCUAAUACUUAAAUGCAUCAGGGGAGCCUUCACUGGAUAAGUAUUUUAUUUCCCGCAUGAGUUAGUGUCUUUGCACUACAUGAGGUCAAAAUGUGAAAACCUGUUCUGGAUUUGUUUGAAACUGUUCAAUUAAGUUCAUAAAUAAAUGUUUGCUACAAGGAAA
This is a messenger RNA of Jaculus jaculus (lesser Egyptian jerboa), 2088 nucleotides long. It is a transcript of the gene Fbxo9, whose product is annotated as F-box protein 9. Lineage: Eukaryota; Metazoa; Chordata; Mammalia; Rodentia; Dipodidae. The record is from RefSeq and is a predicted model, not a curated record. Gene Ontology annotation, cellular component: SCF ubiquitin ligase complex. The coding region runs from base 235 to 1542 and encodes 435 amino acids. Gene Ontology annotation, biological process: SCF-dependent proteasomal ubiquitin-dependent protein catabolic process. The transcript is spliced from 13 exons. Gene Ontology annotation, molecular function: protein binding.